AUGUCAGGUCGAGGAAAGGGAGGAAAGGGUUUGGGGAAGGGAGGAGCGAAGCGACACAGGAAGGUUCUGAGAGACAACAUCCAAGGAAUCACUAAGCCGGCGAUUCGGAGAUUGGCUCGUAGAGGAGGAGUCAAGCGUAUCAGCGGUCUGAUCUACGANGAGACACGUGGCGUACUCAAGAUCUUUUUGGAGAACGUCAUUCGCGACGCCGUCACUUACACAGAGCACGCAAGGAGGAAGACGGUGACUGCCAUGGAUGUGGUUUACGCUCUCAAGAGACAAGGAAGGACUCUCUACGGAUUCGGCGGCUAG
This is a messenger RNA of Arabis nemorensis, 312 nucleotides long. NCBI's taxonomy places the organism in Eukaryota, Viridiplantae, Streptophyta, Magnoliopsida, Brassicales, Brassicaceae. The record is from the annotation of a GenBank genome assembly.